AUCAGCUGUGCUCUGAUUCAGGGGAAAUCAGUCGCUUCCCUGCAGCUCUGAGGCGCGGAGCGGAGCGGAGCUCAGCAGGGUUAGUUACAGGCUGUGUGUGAUAAACUGAUGCGUUCUUUCACGCUGAUAUAGCGACUGAAGCUCGGCUUUGUGCGGGAAGAGUCUCAGCGCCUGAGGGUCGCUAUUUCCGCCGAGUCAUCCUGUGGAGGGAACUCACAUUCAGCCUGAAGAAGCUUGGACCCUGUGUUCACACCCAUGGUGGGGGAGGCAGUCAAUGGAGGACACCGCCCUCAAGCAGCCCACUAUGGUUUCCAGACUACCGAAAUUUGGCUUUCGUGCUCCACCUGCUGCUGGACCUGUAACCAAUGGCUCGACCCAUAGUGUUUCCUCUGGAUGGGCUAAAGGAGCACCUGUAGGAAAGCAGAACGGCACAGUUAGGCUCUCUGGCCACUUUCCUAUGAAAGGGAGGAAGGGGAGGGAGGAUUGCGGAGAGAAGGUUCCCGAUUCUGGAGAAGAGGCUCGAGGAUCUCUCCGUUCUCAGCAACAGCCACGUUCUGCAGUGACUGUUAAGCAAAUUAGGAAGCCCUCAGCUGCCCCGGUGGGUAAAACCCAACGUUCCAUCUCCACUAUACCAAGUACCAUUCCGAGGAGCAUUACUCAGCCCAUAAAAACAAACCCACGCAAUCCUGCCCCCAAACAGCCCUCACCCACGCAGCCACCAUGCCGCAAAUUUGGUGCGAAUGUAGUUGCUGCUAGCCAGGGCUCAUCAUCUCCUCAUGGAAGUCUUCAGAGCAGCCUUUCUCACUCCAGUGACAGCCUCAAGUCCCUCUCUGUAGAGAACGUCGUGCGAUCUCAAAGCUUCUCGUAUUUAAAGAGGCCUACAGCUGUCACUGAUCCUCCUCUGACACGUUCUUUCUCGUUUAACCGGGCAGCAGAGCUAGCAAAAGAGCUGCCCAGGCCCCUGGCACAGUCUCCGGUAGCCAGGUCUCCUGUCACUCAGGCCUCCACGGUGUUGGAUUGCGUAGUAAAGCCUACAGUUGCACCAUGUACCAUCUCGUCCAUACCACCCUCAACCUUGAAGAAAUCGCUUCUGCCUAAUUGCACUGAUGGCAAGCCAUCGUCACUCCUCAGCUAUAAGCUAAUGCGGCCGUCGCUCAUCAAGCAACCCCGCCCAAUCAUGCCAAUUAAGGUCCAAGGGAAGGUGGAAUUUACUGAGAGGGAUAGAGAUUCUCGAGAAAAAGCUACACCCAUUUCUGAACCAUCCAGCAACACGCACAGUGCUGGAACGACUCCAGAGGAACCCUUUCCUACCAGGGAGGCAAAUGACCGUCGAGGUCCAUCUCUGGAGCUCUUGGAGGACAUGUCUUUGUCGUCCACAUCCUCUCUGGAACGCAAUGAUGUGAGCGAAGAAUACAUGGAUGACUUUGAUGACUUGGGUAAUGGCAGCGGAAUCCUGCUCAUGUCUGUUCACGAGGGAAGAAAUGACCGAAUGGAGGAGAGCCCUCUUGGUCUGUGUCAGGAGGGAUCAUCAGUGACAAGUCUGCAGAGCUUUGUGUCCGAGACAGUGGACUGGGCUGAGAUGGGCCUCACCGGUAGCAGGGAGGUGGCUGGUGCUUCACAUUACUGUGGGACUCGAACACUGUCUGCGGAGAGGGAUUUACCGCAUGGCUCCUCCCUGGAGCUCUCGCCUUCAGACAGCUCUGGAGGAACCUACAUGUGGGACGAGGAGGUUCUGGAGCCGAUUGGACGGGCCACGCAACUCUGUGCGAGCUUUGACUCCAACCUUAACAGCAUGGACGUUCUCAAUAACUUGGACAACUUGGGAUCUUGUGAUCUGGAGGAGGAUGACCUCAUGCUGGAUGUGGACUUGCCUGAAGAUGUCUCCCUCCACAGUGAUGUUGACGUAGUGUCCCAUUAUGAUCACUCUGAGAGUAAUUACUGGCCGUGGAGAAAGCAGUGCAGAGGGAAACUGGAGCAGCUACCCUACCAGGACGGAGAUGGAGUUCUGCAGCCGUUUGAUAACACUCACUCUGUGGGUUCGAGCAGGAGAGGGUCGGGGCAGUCGUCUCUGGAUGAGUUGAUGCUGAAGGACAUGGCCCAGGACUGCUCAUCUGUCAAAGAACAGCUAUUUCACCUGAGGACACUGCUGCAGGUGGAAGAGGAUGGAUCAUUUGAUGGAGCUGAGCAGCUAGUGUCCAGUCCAUCGUCUGACGAGCCGAGCUAUCAACAAGUGGACGAGCUGUUGAAGGAGGUGCAGAAGCUCAGAGAAGAGCUCCGAGGGAAAGACGUACUGAUUUCGAAACUCACUCAGCAGUUGUCGGCUCCUGUAGUGGUGACUCCAUGCCUGUGCCAGCAGGGGGAGCUGCAGAGACGAGCGCAUCAGGACGAGAGCACUCAGACUCCAUGGAGAGCACAAAAUCCUCAGGUACUACAGCCUUCCCAGUCCUUGGCCAGCGAGCAGAACAAGUUGGCAAGACCAUCACGCCGAACCCUCUCCGAGGCCCCCAGUGAGCGUGUGGAUGCCCAGCCUGGUGACGGUCCAGUGAAGCCCCAGUCCUGCACUGUAGUUUUACCCGUGUCCGCUCCCGGUAAUGCCACGCUUCCUUCCUCUGUGCCCACAGCCGCGCCUGCUGUUAGUGCCGCUGCUGCCUCUUUAUCCUCCAGCACUCUGAACUCCGAUAAUCUCAUCCUCCUCGUAAACAGCCAUCUCCGAAUCGAUGAGUCACACGGCCCCAGGGCUCACGUUAGUAACUGCAUCCAGCCGAGGAGGACGAAUCAACAGUCUGGUGACCUUCACACACUCAGCAGUGACAGGAAAGCUCCAGGUCUCACGAAACCCCGAAGAGGCGAGCAGUUCGGCUCAGGACGAGGAGCGCGAGGUGCGUUUGGUACUCACCCAGGUUUCAGUGGUUCAUCCAGGACCAGACGUCUGCCCGCUCCGUCCUGUGGCCUGCCCCGCAUCAGCUCAGCAUCACAGUCCAGUCUAAUCCCAUCAACACACAGCUCGGGCAUCAGAAUGAUCUCCGCUCCUAGAGACGAGGAGAUCGGUCCAGUCCGGACUCAAGAGCUGUCCGGCGCUUGCAGCUCUCGCCUCCCCAAGCCAAAGAGCCAUUAACCCUCCUCUUCCUCUACUGCAGCACUGCUCAGGGCAUCAGGCUCCUCACUCCACAGCUCCAAAUGCCUACUGAUCUCUUUAUCAAACAAUACUUGAUGUGUUUGAUCUGCCCAGGCUCUCUACUUACUGUAAAACACACACUUGAGGGCAGAUCUCAUCUCUGUGCCCAUGCAUUAGGAGUUCAUCCCAAAUCUACUAAUGCAUAGUAGGAAAAAAAAAAAAACUUGGGGCGAUCACGGUUUUAAAUCCUGAUGUGUAAAUGGCUGUGCUGUCUGAAUGGGAGGGGCUUUACUCUAUCACCUUUCCGUCACAAUGACGCCGCCAUUGUGUCGCGCAGACGGCGCUUUCCAUCAAGUGAUGAAGCUUGAGCAGCAGUUCCAAAUCCCCAAAAAAAAAUUCCAAGAGAAAGAGAAGAGAAACGCACCCACUCAGUUCCCGCUGUCUGUUCCAGGCAAAAAGCAGACACACCUGCACAACUCCUGCUUAUUCAGCACGUUAUAUUUUGAAAGGCUAUCGACAAUCCCUUUAUUGCCUUUAAACCUUCACCAUGCUCAUAAAUUGAACUUUUUCUGACCAGCGCAGAAAGACACUGACGACAAUCUGUAAGAGCUUGAGGUUUUUCCAUAUUACGUAAACACUAAAGCUCCGCUCGUCGUAAUCCUGCGAACGAAUCGAGCGGCUUGUAGUUUGACGCUCGGCUCGUUUUGUCAGCGUAUCCGAAACGUGCUGCGUGUGAAGGUCAGCUGCUGUUGGAGACGUGUACCAGUGACGACGGCAUGCGUUUUUCCCGUUCUGUCGUGGAGGAGAGCGUGAUGGUGUGAUCUGCUACUGAAAUAAGGGACUGAUAAAUCACUGCACUACUUUUCUUGUCCUCCUCCAUCGACGUUUCAGCUGUGUUCACUCUCGGUGGUGCACAUGAUCUACCCCAACGUGUCCGAAAGAGGAGAACGUGCCCCUGAUCUGCAGUAGAGUUUAUUCAGGAUGGAAAAAGAGGAGAAUCCCCCCCCCCAUAUCACAUCAGCUUCAGAGUCGAGUGAGGAGAUGCAGUGAUGCUCCGGGGACCCAACUUCCUGCCAUUUUCUGUUCUUCCUGAAGUGUGUGCGUGUGUGUUGCAGUGAUGGAGGUAGAGAGCGAGUCUCAGUUGUGUUCAGACGUGUUGACUGAAGAUCAGACCAGUUACGUAAUUUUUCAUCCUCAUCCAGUGAUUCCUCGUGCCCUGUACGUGGGGGUGGAGUCAUCCUGGAAGAGACCACACCCACCAGAACAGGUCACGUUUCAUCAUCCUUUCGGAAGCGCUGCAGGAGCGAUGUACAGUGACGUAACGGAGCUUUAGAUAAUAUACACAACGUACUGAACAUAUAACCUUCCGUUCCUGUAGUUCAGUGAAGUUAGUGUUAAUGUCAUGAUUUAUUUAUUACAAAAUGACACACACUACACAUAUUCUAUACACACACACACACACAACACAACACAAAUGCUAAGCUUACUAUGCAAGAUUUUAUUUAGUUGAGCUUCCUGGAGUAUGUCACAUGUUAUGAGUGUUAUUUAUACACCACGGCACUACACACGCACACAGAGCUUAUUUAUUAAUGUACCUGUAAACGGAUAAAAAGUAUGACGUGUUGGUCUUUAAUAUAUAAAAAGUUGUAAUGAUUUCGUCGCUGUGGUAUAAGAGGAAUAAAACACUUGCAGUCUGUUUCUAUGACAUGACUGUCCAUCUCUCUCUCUCUCUAAAACUCUUCUGAAAGUAAAGGGAGCGCGAAUCCAGCGUGACGUCCACGUCUGAGAUCAAGCGCAGUUCAGACGAACACCAGCUGUGUUGUGUUUUAGCUCUAUGAGGAGCGCUCGGCACGUUUCUAACGACCGAAACGCAGGAGUAAUUUGUUCGAGACGUAUCAGCGAGCGCAGAUUAAAUCCCCUCAUUGUAAUCCUCAGAUCUUACUGUAGGAGCAGCCCACCUCCAAAGCCCUGCUCUCUCACACACACUCGGAAUCUCCCUUUAUGCUUUCAGAGAGGACUUAAAAGUUCUGCUGUGUCUUAAAGAGGUGAAGUGGCCGCGUAGUGGAAGAGAAACACGCGCACAGUUUUUCACUUGCACCGAAGAUGAGAACAAACCAAUUCGUUUGAAGCACUUCCCCACUGAGAGAGAAGAGAUUCUUGUUUUGACUGAAACCUGAAUGUUGUUUCUUUUCGUGACAAUUUGUUUAUUUAUUAGGCUUUGGUAGCAUUAUUUUAUCUGGAUAGGCAUGCUAUUGUGAGACCAUUUUUCACUCUGCUCACACCAUGUUGAAUGCUUUUGAAUUCUCGCUUCUGAUCGGUCAGACGGUGUUGAUUAAUUUUCUCUGGAUUUAUUUUAACGUGCUCGUUCUAAUACGCUACGGUUUCUAUAGUAACAGCUCAUUCACAGGGGCACGUACGGCGAACGAUCCGCUGAUGAUAAACCGAUUAAAAAUGUGUGUUGAUAUUUUGUCAGAUGUUUGUUUCUGGAAGGAGUCUCCAGUGUCGGUGCUGUGUAACAGUCAGAGGUGAAGCUGGGACUUUCAGUUUUAUGACGUCUUCAGGACAGAGGAGGGUGGGUUUUUUUUGGUCUUAUUAACUUCGAGAGAGACUGGUGAGAGAACCACUGUUCAUAGCUGCUAUAACAUGCGUGACAUUUUGCUGACGUUCCACAACAUUAACUACAAAUGGGUAAAAAAAAAAAAAAAUUGUUCUUUAAUAAAUUUCAAAAUUGUUGACAAUUUGUUGUAGUGAAAGAGGAAUGAAACCCUUGAUGUGCUGUUAUCGGAAAAUAAUCACCUUUGGGAUGGUAACCCAAUCAUACAACCCUGUCACUGAUUAGUUUCCUAUAAUAGCGCCCCCCUGAGUGUGAAAUGUGUAGCAGUGUCAAGCUCAAGUGCCUAGUAAUUGUUCUACAUUUCAUGAGCCUUUGAUGUACGGCCCCGAUUCCAAAAAAGGGACGCUGUGUAAAACGUAAAUAAAAACAGAAUGCAGCAAUGCACCUUUUCAACCUAUAUUCAUCCAUCCAUCCAUUAUCUGUAGCUGCUUAUCCUGUACAGGGUCGCAGGCAAGCUAGAGCCUGUCCCAGCUGACUAUGGGCGAGAGGCGGGGUACACCCUGGACAAGUCGCCAGAUCAUCGCAGGGCUGACACAUAGAGAUAAACAACCACUCACAUUCACACCUAUGGUCAAUUUAGAGCCACCAAUUAACCUAACCUGCAUGUCUUUUGGACGGUGAAGGAAACCCACGCAGACACGGGGAGAACAUGCAAACUCUGCACACAAAGGUCCCCGUCGGCCACUGGGCUCGAACCCAGAACCUUCUUGCUGUGAUGCGACAGUGCUAACCACUACACCACUGUUCAAAGUGAAAUUCUUUCCCACUCUUGCUCGAUAUACAACUUCUCUUUAGCAGCAGUCCGGGUUUCUGUUGUAGUUUGUGGCAGGCAGGCCAGUUUAGCACCUGCACUCUUUUACUGCAAAGCCAAGCUGGUGUAACUCAUGCAGAAUGUGACUUGGCAUUGUCUUCCUGGAAUAAACAGGGACAUCCCUGAAACCGACGUUGUCUGGAUGGCAGCAUGUUGCUCCAAAACCUGUCUGUACCUUUUUAGCAUUAAUGGAGCCUUCACAGAUGUGUAAGUUAGCCCUACCAUGGGUACUAACACACCCCCAUACCAUUACAAAUGCUGGCUUUUGUGCUGGUAACAGUCUGGAUGGCUGUUUUUCUUUUUAGCCCGGAGGACACGUUGUCCAUGAUUUCCAAACACAGUGUGACUCGUCAGACCACGGCACACUUUUCCACUUUGCCUCGGUCUGUCUCAGAUGAGCUCAGGCCCGGAGAAUUCACCGGCAUUUCUAGAUGAUGUUGAUAUUUGACUUUCCAUUUGCAUGGUAGAUACAGCAUGAACUGUGUUUACUGAUAACGGUUUUCUGGAGUGUUCCCGAGCCCAUGGAGUAAUGUCCUUUAUUCAACGAUGUCGGUUUUUACUGCAGUGAUGCCUGAGGGGUCAAAGGUCACCGGCGUUCAGUGUUGGUUUUCAGCCUUGCCCCUUACAUGCAGAGAUUUCUCUGGAUUCUCUGAAUCUUUAUGAUCUUAUGGAUUGUUGAUUGGUGAAAUCUCUAAAUCGGUGAAAUCUCUAAACUGUCGGACUUUUUGCCUGCGCAGUUCUUCGCAAAGUUGUGAAGCACGCCCUGUCCCUGUUCGGGAAUGCCUGAGGCUUUCCAGUUCUCAGUGAACGGGUGUUUUCUCAACAUUCCACAACUUUCCCAGUCUUUUGUUGCCCCUGUACAAACUUUUUUUUUUUUUUUUUAGAACAUGUUUCAGGAAUCAAAUUCAGAAUGAGUGUAUAUUUACAAAAAACCCCAAAAGUUUAUCAGUUUGAACAAAUGUCUUUUGUAUUGUGUUCAGUUGAAUAUAGGAUCUAAAAGGAUUUGUAAAUCUGGGUUGGUCUCACACAGCGUCCCGACUCUUUGGAAUCAGGGUGGUUGUUGAUGUUUUUCCAUGUUUGACAGUUUGUUGUGAAAAUCUUUGCUGCUCGACUGAACGCUUUCCUGGGCGAUGGUUAGUUUCGGCUGCUGUUUCAGACAGUUCCUGUAACUAACGCCGGCAUUUCAUCGGUGGGAAAAUUUUCUGAGGCUUUCCCACAUGUAUACAGUGUUUCGAGUCGCUGAAGAACUUCAGUUCUAAGGCCCAACCCGACACACACUCAUGAACCACAGGUGGGCUGCGUUUCCUCAGAAUGUGCGCGCUGGACUUUGUAGGUGCUUCGCGCUUCACGUGUACCUCCACUGCAGACGUGCGAGCAGCAGUGACACCCCGUGCUGUAGAACUGCGCAGUAAUAAUCUCACAUCGGAUAUGCCUUCAUAAAAACGCGCAUAUAACCUGAGCUCCUGGUAUACGCUAUCAGACUGUAGUCUGACGAUAUCACACACUAAUAAUAAUAUCAGCAAAUUACACAACGAAACAAAGUAAUAACCACAGAACCAUCCGUCAGCGUUAGUGUCAUUGAUAUGCAACAGCAUAUAGUGGAACCGUUGUUCUCCUGUUUGACGCGUGGCAGGAUGCUGGAGCUGCUUUUAUUAAAGACGCGUGAUGAUAAAGGUGUAGAGAUUGUCGAUAUGAAAGAAGUCGUCGAAGCCACACGUCUCUGUUUCUCGUCGUUUCAUUCCGGCUGCAGUUCCUUCACCUCGUGUGAUUUUGAUUGUUAAUGUUUGUUCUUCAAAGCUCAGUGGUCAAUAUUUCAUCAUCAGCACCACAUCUCCUUAACGAUGUAAUGCUUUUCUUUGUGGGUUGACUUUUUUUUUUUUUCUGUUUACACACUGGAUCUUAAAUUUGUGCAAUAAGAGAACAGGUCAUGCAAACAAUAAGAAUUUGCACUGUAAUUAACAUUUGUGUAAUUUUGCUUAAUUUAUUAAAUGUUAAUUAUGACUCAUUGUCACUGUGGACUGAAUUGGAGAAGAUCCAGGAAGAGAGCGGUACUUUAGGUUCUCACCACAUGGUGAGAUGAAAAAGAAACAAGAUGUUUUUUGUUGUUGUUGUUGUUGGAUUUUGUUUUCUUUGCCUCUGUGUCCUGAUCCCUUGUCUUGAAAUAAAGACAGAACCAAAACAUA
Molecule: messenger RNA, 8723 nt
Organism: Neoarius graeffei (lesser salmon catfish)
Lineage: Eukaryota; Metazoa; Chordata; Actinopteri; Siluriformes; Ariidae
Gene: ccser2b
Product: coiled-coil serine-rich protein 2b
Exons: 10
Coding region: 275-3115 (946 amino acids)
Biological process (GO): microtubule bundle formation
Cellular component (GO): microtubule cytoskeleton
Molecular function (GO): microtubule binding
Source: RefSeq, a predicted model, not a curated record